Drosophila simulans is the source of this 3765-nucleotide messenger RNA. RefSeq names its product somatostatin receptor type 2 (gene AstC-R2). The record is from RefSeq and is a predicted model, not a curated record. Gene Ontology annotation, biological process: G protein-coupled receptor signaling pathway. Gene Ontology annotation, cellular component: membrane; neuron projection. The transcript is spliced from 4 exons. Lineage: Eukaryota; Metazoa; Arthropoda; Insecta; Diptera; Drosophilidae. The coding region runs from base 527 to 2173 and encodes 548 amino acids. Gene Ontology annotation, molecular function: somatostatin receptor activity; peptide binding.
UUAGACAGUGAAUUUCUUGGGCGGCUUCAGUCGUUGCCUGUCAACAAAACGAUGCGAACGUGUCCAAAAGCCUUGCUCUUCAAGAAAAUAAGAAUUAAUACUUGAAUUUAUUCGCGAAACGGACUGAAGAACUUUCGAUUUGGGAGUCAAGUGGAAACACUGCUGGCCAAAUAAGCAAAUCGUUUUCUAAAAGGCGAAUUAUAUUCAAAUCCGAAUCGACCAAACGUAAUUUUAAACCAGAGAUAUAAACCCGUGAAUAUUUAAUAAGCCAGAAAUACGCACAAACUGCACAUCAAAGAAACGUGUUCUCUUGCCCAGAAAUAAUCUUUACAAAUCUAACAACAAAAAAACUGCCGAAAAACGCAAUUUGGCCAAGAAACCGCAGCGUGCAACAUGUGACGUCACAGGCAUAAAGUAUGGAGAGCAUAUUAAAAUAUUUUCCAUUUAGCUGGAUUAGUAUGCAUUGUCGCAUUGACUGCCACAUAACAAGUGGAAAUUAGCAGGCAGCUACUGUAGCUGAAUCAAAAUGGAAGGUGGAUGGUGGCGAGGAGGAGGAGGAGGAUGUUUGGGCGGGAAAGCCAUCAUGGAAGGACACUCGACACCAAAUGGGGCAGCUGCAAGCCGCAGAAACAGCAGCACAAGGACCAACAUCGCGACCAACGGCUGUGCCCAUUCGGGCAUCCUGUUAUUUGUGCUGACAGCGAUGACACUAACGAGCUUAAUAACGCCCACAGAGCAGCUGGCAGUGGCGCCAAAUGGAACCACUCUGCAGCAACUGGAGUCCGUGGAGUCCGAGUCGUAUCCAUCCAUAAAUGGCACUCUGAAUGAAACAAUGGUGACCAGUGUGCGACCCCACCUGGACCACAGGAAUCGACCGACGCAGCAGAAUGGCAGUCACUAUUUGGAGUACGACGAUGAUGGCCCGGACUGUUCGUACAGCUACAACUUCAUCCUGAAGCUCAUCACGAUGAUCCUGUACGCACUGGUCUGCAUCAUUGGGCUGUUUGGCAACACCCUGGUGAUCUAUGUGGUGAUGAGGUUCUCCAAGAUGCAGACCGUAACCAACAUAUACAUCCUGAAUCUGGCCAUCGCGGACGAGUGCUUCCUGAUCGGCAUUCCCUUCCUGCUCUACACAAUGCAGGUGGGCAACUGGCCCUUCGGCAACUACAUGUGCAAGGCCUACAUGGUGAGCACCUCGAUCACCUCCUUCACCUCCUCGAUCUUCCUGCUGAUCAUGUCAGCGGAUCGCUACAUAGCCGUGUGCCAUCCCAUAUCCUCGCCUCGCUACCGAACGCCCUUCGUAUCAAAGUUGGUUUCGGCCUUCGCCUGGAUGACAUCCGUACUGCUGAUGCUGCCGGUUAUCCUUUUUGCCAGCACCGUGCAGUCGAGCAACGGCAAUGUGUCCUGCAACAUCGAGUGGCCAGACACCCAGAACUCGCACACCGAUUCCACCUUCAUUUUGUACUCCCUGGUCUUGGGAUUCGCCACUCCACUGACCUUCAUCCUGGUGUUCUACUGCCUGGUGAUCAGGAAGCUUCACACCGUGGGACCCAAGCACAAGUCUAAGGAAAAGAAGCGCUCUCACAGGAAGGUCACCAAGCUGGUGCUCACGGUCAUAAGUGCGUACAUAUUUUGUUGGCUUCCGCACUGGAUUUCACAGGUCGCUUUGAUCAGCUCGGCUCCACAACGAUGCGCAUCCCGUCUGGAGCUGGCCGUCUUCCUGGCCUGCGGAUGCCUCAGCUACUCCAACUCGGCCAUGAACCCAAUACUCUACGCCUUUCUGAGCGACAACUUCAAGAAGAGCUUCAUGAAGGCCUGCACAUGUGCUGCCCGCAAGGAUGUGAAUGCCCAGUUGCAGCUGGAGAACAGUUUCUUCCCCAAGUUCGGCAAGGGCAGGCAAUCGGAGCGUCUUCUCGGUGGCAAUGGAAAAGGUGGCGCACAGCGUGGGGCAUUAACCAAGAAGAAGUGCUUGGCGGCGAGAAACAACAAUGCUCCGAUGGCCACUACAACGACGACGACAACCACCACGACGGGCACGGAUGCGGUGACCUGUCUCCAGCCGCCAGUACAACAGGUGCCAGCCGAGAUCCAGGUGGGAAAUCCGGCCACCGUGCUGGUGGUCAAUGCUGAGACCAACAACUGUAAACCGCCCGUGCUCCACACGGACUUAUAAGACCGGGCUCCCUCGAUGCCCCUGGAAACGGUGGUCUUUAUCGCGCGCAGGUGAGACCAUCAGGUUGAGCUGGACCUCGAUACGGCCAUCGAUCGCCAGCUAGCGAGGCAGUCGGAAUGCUUGCUAUAGGUCGCCUAAAAUGAUAUUAACAUUUUAUACCAUUACGGCAGAGCUUUGCAAAAACGGGUAAAUUCAAUCCCAUUUUUAUAUGAUCGAAUCUCAGCAAGAAAGAAUUUUUAAAAACCCGAAUAAAUAAUCCUUUGUUUAUUAUAAAUUAUAUAUACGUAGAUGUAUAAGCUGUUUGUAUAUUUAUCCCUACUAACAGGCCGAAGUAGUUUUUGGAAACUUUCUCAACUUUUUACAUUUUUUCAUAACGAAAGUAUUUAAAUGCUGGUUUAAAAAGUAUAGGUAUUAAUAAAUAAACGUAGCUAUUUAAUAAAUAAACAAAGUUCUGAUAUAAUAAUAAAUAGUUUGUUAAGUCACUUUAAGUUGUUCUAGUUCUUAUGACAGAAACAGAAGCCACGAGGCAAGGAAAGCAGUUAACUGUAGCUAAUAUCAUAUGUUUGCCGUUUUCGCAUUUGCGAGCUUAUCAGAUAAGGGUUUGUAUAAGUUUAUCAUACAGAGUUAAAAAGUGUGCAUUCUUUAACUGUCGUUUUCAGAUUUACAUACUCCUGUAGGAUAAGAUUAAAAACCUUUUAGUGUUGGUAUGCUAGAAUAAGUUUGUGUAGCUGGUUGUGGAGCAGUUUGAAAAUUGGAAAAGUAACGAAUGUUAGCCAAAGGUUUAAUCUUAAUGUUCAAGAAAAGACUUUGGAGAGCCAUUAAAAUUUGUAUUUAAUGUCGACUAUUUGCAAGGAUUCACUAAAGUAAAAAUCUAAAUACAAAUAUUCCAUAAAUGCAAAUAAUUCCAUUGGAAAUAAAACUUACAAUGUACUCAAUAUAAGCUCUACAAAUCGAAUUAAACUGCAAUGUGAUUGUUUAAAAACCAUGAACGGAAAAAAGGACAAUUUGCAUAACGAUUCAUAACAAUAAUCUUAUACGAAGAUUAAUUAGCUGUGUAUAUUUUAUUUUACAUUAAGCUAAUCGUUUUUUUGAACACAUGCGUGCAUUAAAUCAAUUGUGCAUUCAAUGAUGAUAAUUUAAUUCAGCGAAUACUAAUGAAGUAAUACCAACACAUUUGUGGCCAUAAAUAUUAAAUAGUGUAAAAAGAUAGCAAACAAAUACAGUUACAAUAGAACUCUUCUUCAUUGUUUGUAUAACACAAAAUAGUUGUACAAUAAAACUGUUCAAACAAACUCACAGUAAACUUUGACUUUAACUUAAUUAUCGUAAACAAAAGCCCGAAUUAUCGUUGGGAAUGUGGGAAAUCACUUUUCUCCUAAAAUGUAUUUGUACUUUUGGAAGUAACAUAGGCUAAUGUGUACGUUUAAUAAAUAAAACCAAAUAAUAUGUACUAUUAAUUGUCCAAAAAAUACAGGAAAACGAAGAAAACCAAAGAGAUAAAUGUAACAUUUUUCAAUUUUAAGUGUAACUUAAUUGAAGCUAUUCGUAAGUGCUUAAAAAUCUAAAUAAAAAUAAACAGUAUUUUAAAAGAA